CCCAGCUGCCUCCAAGAGAGAGAGAGAGGGUUCAGCAUCUCAAGGAGGAAGGAGCCGAGGACCAGAGCAUCUCCAGGGACCUCAAGAAGUUUAGGAGAGGAAUCAGUGCAGGAUCACAGUCCACUUGCAGCAUCAUUCCAACAGAGCUGAUAAUCUACAGCUCUUUAUAAUCAACCAGUCUGUAAUAUCCAGGAUGUGCAUGUAGUCGGUGGCAGAGGCACAGACCUGCCCUCGGGAUGAUACACUCACUGAUCUGAAGGGGUGGAGAGCAGGCUGACAUCACAGCUGCUGGAGUCCUUACACUGACAUGUGGAGACAGGGAAUAGAAUUCUAGGGCAGACAGAGGCAGCACUCCCUGAGGAUGACCCCAGAGAUGUCAGCAGCUGCCCCCUAGACACUGACGGUAUAGGGGUGACAGACUAUGCAGGGUUGAGGGGAGUCUUGCAGCCAUCUCAUCAGCAGUCACCAUCACCCCCAUCAUCUGGGAGCCAUCUCUGGUCAUGCAGAACAAGGGCAUCACUUUCAUUGUGUUCCUGGAAUGGAUAGUCACAGUGCACCCAGACUCAGAUUCGGCCAAGUUCCACCGUCUCCGGUGCGAUGGACAUUCCUGCAACCCACCAGUCGGGAACCUUGCUAUUGGCCGGACGCCGGUCACCCUCACUGCCUGCGGCCAGAAUGUCAGUGAACUGUAUUGCUUCUAUCCGGAGGUCCAGCAGACACCCAUCUCCUGCAGCCAAAGCCAGUGCACGAAAUGUAGCAUCAACCAGCCGGAGAACUCCCAUCUUCCUUCUCACAUGACGGACGACGUCUUCUCCAGUCCGGCUACCUGGUGGCAGUCGGUGCAGGGCGUCCUCAGGGAGGAGAUCAGGUUGGACUUUGAGACAGCGUUCUACUUCACGCACGUCAUCAUGGUCUUCAGGUCUCCGCGUCCUGCAGCCAUGGUUCUGGAGAGGUCUCUUGACCACGGCAAAACCUGGAGGGCUUAUAAGUAUUUUGCUACGAACUGCACGGCUACUUUUGGACUUCAGGACGACCUGAAUGAAGAAGGCUCACUGUGUACCUCCAGGUAUUCAGACCCCUGGCCCUGUACCAGAGGAGAGGUGAUAUUUCGAGCCCUAAACCCAACGAACAGGAUUGAGGAUCCCUACAGUCCUCAGGCACAAGCCCUGCUGAAGAUCACAAACCUGAGGCUUCUGCUCUUAAAGAGACAGGACUGUCCUUGUCAGGCUGCGUCGGGGGCACAGGAGAAGCCCCAAAGAUUCGCUUAUUACGCCAUUUACGAUCUGAUUGUACGCGGAAGCUGUUUGUGCAACGGACACGCGGAGGAGUGUGAGCAGGCGGGGAGUCCACCUGGAUCGGAAGCUGCUGUCCACGGUAAUUGUGUGUGCCAGCAUAACACGGCGGGGAGGCAUUGUGAAAAGUGCGCCUCAAUGUACAACGAUCUCCCAUGGAGGCCAGGAGAUGGCAAAACUGGAGCCCCCAACGAGUGCAGACGCUGUCGUUGUCACAAUCACGCUGUCAGCUGUCGCUUUGAUCCCAAUGUCUGGCUGUCCUCGGGAAAGAAGAGCGGAGGAGUGUGUGAGAACUGCCAGCACAACACAGACGGGCACCGAUGCCAGCGAUGCCGGGCUGGCUACUAUAGAGACCCCACUGAACCCAUCAGCUCCCCUCUGGUUUGCAAGGAAUGCUCCUGUAAUGCUGUUGGGUCAGUGAACGGAACACUGAACAGAAGUUGGAAAUGUCACCCUAAAACUGGUUUCUGUUACUGCAAACCGGGUGUGGCCGGUCCAUAUUGUGAUCACUGCUUGAGGGGAUACUGGGGGUUUGGAGAACACGGCUGCCGCCCUUGUGACUGUGCGGGGGACUGCGACCCGGACACAGGGGAAUGUCGGACCAGCAGCGACAAUGAGCACUAUCUAAACAUUCCGAUUGGUGGAAGGAUUCCUGACAUCAUAGACUCGCCAGCCAAUGAGAGCGAAGACGACUGGAGGUGGACAAGUGAACAGGGCUUUUCAGCUCUGCGACACCCAGAGAAGUGUGUGUGCAAGGAGCGGAUGCUGGGGAGCAUAACGGAUUUCUGCCAGAUGAAAUAUGCGUAUGUUAUAAAAGCAAGGAUCCUGUCUGCACACGAUAAAGGAACACAUGCAGAGGUGGUGGUGAAAGUGAGAAAAAUCCUAAAAUCGGGGAAGGUGAAAAUUGGCCGGAACAAUCGGAGCAUCUAUCCUGAGUCGUGGACCAAUCGUGGCUGCACCUGCCCCAUCCUUAACCCAGGCGUAGACUACCUUAUAGCCGGACCGGAGGACAUCCGAAACAACAGGUUACUGGUCAACAUGAACAGUCUGGUGAAGCCCUGGAAGGCGACCUGGGCCAAGCAGGCCAUUGACUUCAUCCGCUCCGGCUGCAAAUAGGUCUUGGAGGAGUCGACUCGACCCUUGAGGGUUUUCUCAUACAGACUUUCUCUUCUAUUCAUCUGGCAGUAGCGUAGAUCUCACUCCGUGCACGGGGAACUCUCAGGCUGAGCUUCUUCCCCUGGGGAUAGGUAAAGAGUCACCGGCGGCUGCUUUCACAAUGGCGGAAGCUCUGAUGACUGCAGGUCGACAUCUGGAGGACACACUGGAUGUGGAGAUCAUCGACCUGAGGCUGGACAAUGGGACGCUAAAUAACGUGCAUGCAACCAAAGACUAACUUGGCCCUUUAAGGAAAUUUUAAAGGAACAGUACAGCAUUUUUCUAAGUCACACAUAUGGAUGUAAACACGUCUGAAGGUUCUCCGCACUGGAGAAAUGUGGGGGCCCAUCCUGAUGUGUGGCUGAAAACAGGGAUCAAUAGAUAAAGAUACAGAAGGGGGGGGGGGGGUGUAGUGUCCCUUGUCAGUCUGUCUGUGCCCUACGAUGAUUCUUUUUGGUCGUGGGCACAACCUGAAUGAAUAUUCAUGAGAUGGCAGCCAAUCAGGAUGUUCUGUUUUCCCCCAUUGAGUAUUUUGCUUCUAGGAAAACAAAAUUAACUACGUGUUUGCCAUGGAGUCUUCAGCUGGGAUCAGGUUAAAGAUUAGGGGGGGGGAGGGGGAUUUGGGGUAUGACGCCUACCCCUAGCUUUUCUUUCUUCCUAUAGAGGAUCUGAGUGCGGAGUCCUCCUCCUGUAUAUAUCUAUUUGCUUCCGUUUUUUUUUUCUUUGCUCGUCCAAUGACGACCCCAGCAGA
Molecule: messenger RNA, 3198 nt
Organism: Bufo gargarizans (Asiatic toad)
Lineage: Eukaryota; Metazoa; Chordata; Amphibia; Anura; Bufonidae
Product: netrin-4-like
Exons: 10
Coding region: 501-2408 (635 amino acids)
Biological process (GO): cell migration; basement membrane assembly; substrate adhesion-dependent cell spreading
Cellular component (GO): laminin trimer
Molecular function (GO): protein binding
Source: RefSeq, a predicted model, not a curated record